Menidia menidia (Atlantic silverside) is the source of this 1413-nucleotide messenger RNA. The record is from the annotation of a GenBank genome assembly. Lineage: Eukaryota; Metazoa; Chordata; Actinopteri; Atheriniformes; Atherinopsidae.
AUGGUUCGCCUCGGUCCAUCUAUCAUCCCUGAAUGCGACACAGAAACAGGGAAGCUCGUCGUCCCUCACACUGCCGUCGCGCAGAAGGUGCGAGUGGACGGGGAGCUGCAGGCGUAUCCCACCGAGUCCGUGGACCUGCGCUGCCAGUUCAUCGACGGGGGAGGGCUCACCAAGCUCACGCAGGUUUCCUGGAUAUGGGAGCCGGUCGACGGCCAAAGGGACAACAUCGCCGUCUUCCACCCGGUUUAUGGACAGAGCUUCCCCAACCUGUCCUUCAAAGACCGAGUGGUCUUCCUCCAGAACAGCCUGGUGAACCCGUCCAUCAGGAUCUCCAACCUGUCCAUGUCCGACGCGGGCCGCUACACCUGCGAGUACGCCACCUACCCCACCGGGAACGAGCAGGGGACAACCACCCUCGUCAUGCUCGCCAAGCCCAGGAACUCGGCCAGCGUGGUGACGGUGCGGGCCGGCACCCGCUCGGUGGUGGUGGCCCGCUGCGAGGCGGCCGACGGGAAGCCCGCCGCCACCAUCAAGUGGCUGGCGUCGGUGGGGGGGAACCACUCGGCCAGCGCCACCAACGGGCCGGACGGCACGGUGACGGUGCGCAGCGAGUACCGGCUGGUGCCCACGGAGGCCGACAACGGCCGGGAGGUGACCUGCCUGGUGGAGCAGCGCACGCAGGACCGGCCCUGGGUGCACACCCUCAAGCUGUCCGUGGAGUACCCCCCCACUGUGUCCAUUGAGGGCUACGACAACAACUGGUACGUGGGCCGCUCGGACGCCGUCCUGCUCUGCCUGGCCAACGCCAACCCGGCGCCCACCACCAUCACCUGGACCGCGGCCUCGGGCCCCCUGCCGGAGACGGUGGUGGUGGAGGACAACAAGCUGACCGUGAGGAAGGUGGACGACGCGGUCAACACCACCUUCAUCUGCGAGGUCAGGAACAAGCACGGGGCCAGCCGGCACCAGCUCACCACCUUCGUCAUGGGUGAGUCCGCCCGCCGCCCCCCCGCACCCCCACGCGCCCCCACCCACCCCCACGCCGGCGGGGGGGCGCGCACGCCCCGAGAAACGCGCUGGCCGCUCUCAGGUCCAGUUCCUCGUGCAGCAGCAGGGUGGAGGCCUUCAGGAGGCUCUGGCCCCCGCGGGGCCCGGCCGGCCGGCCCGUGUCUGUGGGCUCAGGUCGGCGCCGCUUUAAGCUUUAAGCCGUACAGAAGCGGCGGCGCCAGCGGCAAGCGGGACCCCGGCGGGAUGCGGGUUAGAUGUGGGCGGUGCCGCCUCGCUGUUGGGAGUGGUGGGUUAGUCAGAAACAGCGUUUUUGGUGCCGUGCACCAGCUCUGGCAGAUAUCUGUGCACGUGAUCGGGUGGUUCACGGUGACGCCCUCGUCUCAUCUGCAGCGACGCGCGCGCUGA